AGUUAUGAUGUGGCCGGACGACGAAAGCUGAGAGUGGACAUAUCAUUCAUAAGGAAACAGGUGGCCGCUUCUGACGCUGCUAUGGCUGAACGAGGAAAUGCUCUCUGCUUGUUUGAUGUGGACGGUACAUUGACAGCUGCUAGGCAGAAAGCUACUAGUGACAUGGCGGAGUUUUUGCAGAAUUUGAGCAAAAAAGUGAAGGUUGGCGUUGUCGGAGGAUCAGAUUUUGAGAAAAUUAAAGAACAGCUGGGAGAUGAUGUUGUUGAAAAGUUUGACUACGUGUUCGCUGAAAACGGCCUGGUGGCAUAUAAGGACGGAAAGUUUCUCUGCAAACAGAGCAUCCAUGCACACCUGGGAGAAGACCUAUUACAAGAAAUAAUAAACUAUUGCCUGGCAUAUAUUGCAAAACUGAAACUACCAAAGAAAAGGGGAACAUUUGUUGAAUUUCGAAAUGGAAUGCUGAAUGUUUCACCUAUUGGAAGGAAUUGCACCCAAGAGGAACGGAUUGAGUUCUAUGAAUUGGAUAAAAAAGAACAUUUUCGGGACAAGUUUGUUGCAGAUUUGCGAAAGGAGUUCGAAGGAAAAGGCCUCACGUUUUCAAUAGGUGGUCAGAUCAGCUUUGAUGUGUUUCCCAAUGGCUGGGACAAGACAUACUGCCUAGGAAUUCUUGAAAAGGAGGCAUUCUCCAAAAUCUACUUCUUUGGCGAUAAGACCAUGCCAGGCGGUAAUGACUAUGAAAUCUACACAGACCCAAGAACAAUUGGCCAUUCUGUGACAUCGCCUGAAGACACACAGAGGAUUUGUACAGAGUUAUUCUUGCAGUAAACAAUUCUACUUGAAUGGAUUUCAGCAGAGGUGUGGCAAUACUGGAGUAAUGUAAUAGGAGUUCUGAUUGGAAAUUGACUUUUUAGUAGUUUCAUAUCAAUGGUGAAGGAGUCAAUAUUAUCUAGUAAUUAUGACCAAUCUAUUUAUUUUAAUGAUUGAUUACUGCAAGGUUGCUCUCAUUUCGUUUUUUAUUUUUUUUCCUUCAAGCCAGUUAUCUAAAUAAGUGAUUAGAAACUGGUAUUUUUCAACUGCCUUAUUGCUAAUGAACUGAGUCUCUGAUGGUACCAAACAUCACCCAUAUGAGGUACUGACCCCAUGUUCUCUCAUGUAAAUAUAUUUGAAUUGACCACUAGGAUAGAAUUGUGUAGAGGGGCCUCACUUAAAUACAUCUUCCCCAAAAGAGAGAAACAUUUUCCAAUUCUUAGUCUGAAUGCUAUAACAGUAGCAGUUUAUGGUCUGUUCAGUUCUGGUGAAGAUAUGAGGAUGUAGACUUUGAUAUGUAUGAACCCUGCACAUGUUUGGACUUUUGGGAGGUAUUUCCAUCUCGCUGUCUACUUGGGUUAAACGUUUAGCCACAAACAUUAAUUUUUAAGCAUUUUUUUUUAAGAACAUUAUGCUUUGAUGCAAAAUGCCAUUAAGUUGCCUAUGAGAGUAAAGUGGCAGGUGUCUACUUAAAAAAAAUAUAUAUAUACGGG
Bufo gargarizans (Asiatic toad) is the source of this 1520-nucleotide messenger RNA. RefSeq names its product phosphomannomutase 2 (gene PMM2). Gene Ontology annotation, cellular component: cytosol. The transcript has 8 exons. The record is from RefSeq and is a predicted model, not a curated record. Bases 82 to 825 code for a protein of 247 amino acids. Lineage: Eukaryota; Metazoa; Chordata; Amphibia; Anura; Bufonidae. Gene Ontology annotation, biological process: mannose metabolic process; protein N-linked glycosylation; GDP-mannose biosynthetic process. Gene Ontology annotation, molecular function: phosphomannomutase activity.